Molecule: messenger RNA, 7383 nt
Organism: Scleropages formosus (Asian bonytongue)
Lineage: Eukaryota; Metazoa; Chordata; Actinopteri; Osteoglossiformes; Osteoglossidae
Product: AMME syndrome candidate gene 1 protein-like
Exons: 6
Coding region: 1235-2197 (320 amino acids)
Source: RefSeq, a predicted model, not a curated record
UCUCCACCGACACCGGGGCAAUCCGCUCCCGCUCGCCAUCACACACUCGGACACCCUCUGCCCGUAAUACUGCAUCUCAUCGCGCCUUUCCCAGGAGGAGCCCAGACUGGAGCGGGGCUCUGCGGAGGCCCUUCGCCGGGCAUCAUUGGAGCGACGCCGGCUCCUUACCGGGCUUCCUCCCUCUGACACGCCGCGUCCUCCAGGAUGGAACAGGACUCCGCUUCGGGUACUACAUUUCAUCUGUAGGAAUUUAUUUUGUGUGUGUGUGGUUUUUUUUUUUUUGGGAUUGGAAAGGAACGAUCUCUCUCUCUAUGUCGAGGGGUAAAAAGAAUCGAAUGAAGGGACGGCGGUUUCGGACGACCUAAGCCGCCGGGGGCUCAUUUCUGCAGAUUUCAGCAUCAGCACGACUCGAGCGACGGGGGGACGGAGCGACUCAUUGCUCAUUCUGAACACAGCCGCCCGACAGCAUGGACGGAAAAGCACGGAAGAGGUCUUUUCCGAGGCGCGACAAACUCUGCACUCGCUCUUCCCGCCUGCCCAACUCAUCGGGACAGUAGGAGAGCCCGAUCGGAGAGCCGUUUGACAAGGAGGGGAGGACCCGGCCGUCGCCGCCGCCGCCGCCGCUGCUGGGAAAUGACUUUGACGCUGCGGGGGAUCAUGAUGUGAGGAAAGAGCGGAACUGCGUGCGCCGUUUGGACACAAAGAAAGACGCUGCCUGGAAUGCGAGAGCUGCGAGCCUCUCAAUCGCACCUCACGUCCUCGCUAAAGCCCGUGGGCCCUUCUUGCUCGAGCUCAGAGCGCACAGGCUCCAUCUCAGCUCUGCGUGCGUGUGUCACACGCACACGCGGGACUGCGUAUCGCUCCGCCUCGCCUGGCAGGUGCCGCUGACCCCGCUCCGCGACCGACUCGCCCCUCGAUGAAUCGCCGUUCCUGCAGACGCGACUAGUUCAUCCGCAGCGUGGACCUGCCCUCUCGCUCUUUCGAGCUGCACGCAACGAGGCCCACGCCGACAAUGACUUGACAUGUUCGCAAACUGGCCGCACUCCAGCCUUCCUCGGGCACCUCUUCCUCGUCCAUAGCCCGGGUAACGAGGUGACAAUAACGUCGUAAGCGACGCUGGGUGUUACGUUCGGAGAAGGAGAGGGGGCGGAGCUUUUGCUGGACGUUCGUGCUGACGCGCCGGGAUUUCUACGUGUGCUCGGCGAUUCGCCCCGCCCAUCCCGCGCUCACAACGAUGGGUAGGAAGCGGUGUGUCGGUGCCGAUUGUUCCAAGAUGGCGGCCGGGUGCUGCGGGGUGAAGAAGCAGAAGCUGUCGGGGUCCCCCGGGUCAGGGGGUCCCGGCGGAGGGGGCAGCGCGGUACCUGGGACGGGACACUGCGGAUCGGACUUGGGGAUUGGUUCCUCCUCCGCUGUUCCGGCGGGAAGUGUGAAUCGGGCGAAUGGCCUGGGGGGUCCGGGGAGUAGCAGUAGUAGCAACAGCAGCGCGAUGUCCCCAACUCCGGGAGGCUACGGCACCACCGGCCUCUCCCCCAAUCUCAGCCCCGGACUCGGCGGCGGGAGGAGGAUGGUGGUGUCGGCUGAGAUGUGCUGCUUCUGUUUCGACGUGCUUUAUUGCCAUCUUUAUGGAUACCAGCCACCCCGAACACCCAGGUUUACAAACGACCCUUACCCACUAUUCGUCACUUGGAAGAUAGGGCGAGACAAGCGGUUGAGGGGCUGUAUAGGUACAUUUUCUGCCAUGAACCUGCACUCAGGACUCAGGGAGUACACCCUCACCAGUGCCCUUAAAGACAGCCGCUUCCCCCCAAUGACCAGGGAGGAGCUGCCGCGGCUCUUCUGCUCUGUGUCUCUGCUCACUAACUUCGAGGACGUUGGCGAUUACCUAGACUGGGAGGUGGGUGUACAUGGCAUUAGGAUAGAAUUUAUCAGUGAGAAAGGAUCAAAGCGCACUGCUACCUACCUUCCGGAGGUUGCGAAGGAGCAAGGAUGGGACCAUAUUCAGACCAUAGACUCCUUACUGCGGAAGGGAGGCUACAAAGCUCCCAUCACAAAUGACUUUAGGAAGACCAUUAAAUUGACCAGGUAUCAUAGUGAGAAGAUGACAAUGAGCUACGCAGAGUACAUUGCCCACCGCCAGCAUCAUCACUACCAGAACGGCAUGGGGCACCCCCUUCCGCCCUACAACCAUUAUUCCUGACACCGAGCCGCACGACCAGUCGCUGGACCUCUCUGCCGAUCUCGUUCCCGGGGAACCUGCUGCUUCCUGGUCCAACUACAUCUACUACUGUACCAUUUUAUGAUGAUUGUUUCCGUUGCCAUGUCUUAUUUUCCAAACACCAGCAUGGCAACGGAUGACAAUAGCCUCAUUAUUAUUAUUAUUAUUAUUAUUAUUAUUAUUAUUGUUAUUACUAUUAUUUAUUUGACAGUUGUUAAGGUGUAUCUUUUUAGAAUUCUUUUUGUUACUCAUUUCUUACUGCUCUAUCAUUCCUUUUAUGUCACUAAUCUACUUUUGUUUUGAUUUCCUUACUUUGCAGUUUGUUUCAUCAACCCAACUCGGGUUUGUUUUGUCCGCGUGUGGAAGGGACUCAUUUUUGGGUUCUAACCGGUAUAGUUGCAAUCUAAUAUUCUUGCACAUAUUUCUUGUAAUUGUACGGAAGGAUCUACAGCGGAGCAUGUAUUUCUGAAGGAAAGGUGGAUGUUUUCCGGCGCUCCGGAAAAUGGUCGAACUGACAGCUGUUUUUGUGCAAUUCACAUGUUCUUGAAGCGAGUUCGUGAGACAUGUUGUAAUUUAUUGUACAACAGGCGAGGACUGUGGUGUCAACCAGCGUACUGCACAUGUUGGUUGGCAAAUGGAACCAGCUGAUCAGAUCCGUUGUUGGCUGCUAUGUACUAACUGAACAGUUAGAAAAUAUGUUUUUACAGUGUAUUUUGAGGCAGUUUAUUUCUCCCAGCCCGGGUGUCUUUGAUACCGUAUACAGCUUUUUGGCAAUCAGUCUAGGUUUUUUUUUUUUUUUUUAAAUUUCCUGAACCCUUCACCUAUUUGCAGUGAUUUAUGGAACAUUUGAACUGCAAGUCUGAAAAUUAUUCUGUACCCCUCUCUAAAAAGGGUAGUUAAGAUUCUUGGUGUCUGUGUGCUGGUGAAGUCACCAGAGCGCAUAUAAUUCCCGAGUGACCGAGAAGGCCUCUUGGUCCUGCCUAAUGUUUACCGGGCGUGUGAGCGGUCUGUGACGUGACGUGACGCGACGCGAGGCAAUGCGAUCGCUCAUGCCGGGCGCUACCUGAGAUCACUUGUGUUGACCAGACGGUUGUGCUUCCGCCUCGAGGUUUUAGAUCGGGGAUGCGGCUAGAAAAAUCGAGGCCGUGCGAUAAAUAAUGGGCAAAAUACCUGUUUUAUUUAUCUUGGUGAAACCGGACUUCGCUGCCUAGGACGGCGUUCUGCGUGUUUCGCUGAGCAUGCGAGCGUUGGCUAGGAACAGUUCCGUUACUUCCCUGCUUUGCGGUAAGCCUUUCGUUUUAAUUUCCUCUCCAGAACGGCGCAGGGACGUUACAAACUACUGAGAUAAAGCCAUAGUCACUAACAGUCCUGAUAUCUUGUCUGCCCUCAGCUGACCUGUGUUUUUGUUCCCCUAGACAUGUUGCUGCUUCUAGUUGCUUGUGGUCUGACAUGCUCUGAUAGGGCCCCUGAAAUGUAGGGUUUUGGGGUGUGUGUGUGUGUGUGUGUGUGUGUGUGUGUGUGUGUGUGUGUGUGGGAGAAGGGCUGGAGCAGCACUACUGGUGAAGGAGACAAGCCCUUCAUGAGAGGAGCACAGUCAAGAACACACGGUUCACUAGAGCUCUCCGGUGUGGCUCACAUGAGUAUGCAGAUCGCUGUUGUUCCCGUUUCCAAAAACCGAUCAUCAAAACCAGCACGACUGACAGCUUUCUUGGGUAAACUACGUUCAUUCUUUCGGCAUCUGUUUUUAAAAGGAAAAUACCUGGAAUACUUAAUGUGUGAAAACGCGUUCCUCAUAGCUUCUGCAUCUCAACCCAAGACCGGAUCAUUUAAGGGCUUUUAAUAUUCCAUCCGCAGCAACCAGCGGAGUCCUCUUUUAGACCGAACGACGUGCUCUUUUUCAGUUGCUCCGCCUUAAGAGACGCCCGGUAAAAUGCGCAACGCAGUUUGUCGCACGUGAUGCGUUCCAAUGUGUUUCCACGCUGGAAGGCUACCUGCGAAGUCGGCUUCUCUCGGUGACGAGUGACGGCGGAAACGCGUUUGUAAAGGAUUCCUCGGCCCGCUGACGCCCGGCGAAAGCACACAGACUACUGAGGAGGUAGUAGCGCGUUACGUGGAGCAACCCGAACCGUAGGAUUUCACUGGACUUCACCUGAAAUGAGUGUGUGAACAGGGAUGGACCUUUCUGCCACGGAUGUGCUUCUGUUCACUCCGCUCAUGGUGAUGCAUGCUUUGGGUCCAUGGGGGCCUACGUUAGUAGAGAGAAAUGGAUUUGAACCUCAGAUACUCCCAGAGGCAGGCGUUUUCUGCGUUUUCUACAUGGCUUGUCUUCGUUCUCACCACCGCGUAAUUUUUGCCGUUUGUUAAUUGCCAGGCUGCAAGAACUGACAAUCGAACUUCGGGAUGCGCUCGUCGCUCGUUCGUUCGUCAUUUCAGACGUCGCUCAAGCUCAGCUGUGAUGUUCUGCCUGCUGAGUGUAGCAGGUGGAGUUUGAAACUGUCAAAGCGUCACGUCGGGGCGGAAAAUACCGCCCGCUCUAGGGUCGCAAACAUUUUCAGGCCAAAAACCACAUAAAUUUUCCUCCUUUUGGUUUUAUUAGCGUUACUCUUAUUAGUGGGACUAUUCAUUUCCCCCGAGAAAGGAAGGUAGGGCAUCCGUACUCUGUUUUGUGGUUCACUUUUCAAAUGGCGCACAAUUGUGUGUAUGUUUUCUGCUGCAGAACUAAAGUCUGUUACGGAGAUUUUUAUGUGUAGUAUUAUACCCUCUGGACACUAUAUAUGUUCCCGAUGAAUGUUUUGGGCACAUGUAUACAAAUGACUUGUUAUUUCUACUGCUAAAGAUUAUAGAAAUAUAAUCUUCAAAAUGGUGCUAAUGAACCUCGCGUAGGAGAGGUUACAUGACCUGGUCAUGCGGACUUUUUAAUCAUAUCAGAGUAUCUUUCUUGAUAUAUGCAGAUCUGUUUUGUAAUUUUUUUUUUUUUUUUUUUUUUCCCCCUUCCUCCUCUCCCUCUUUUCUUUUCCCUCCUGUGUAGUUAGUAUCUAAUAAUAUCCUGCAGGUUGGAAUGGACAAGGAUAUGUGACAUACUCCCCAACCCAGCCCUCUUCACUGCUGGACUCGAAUUAUAACACUAUGUUGUUAAGUGUUUUAUCCGACCAUCUGAAAUGAGGACCUUGAAUCUUUGUAACGAACGCCUUUUAUGAGACAAUUAAGAACAGAAUUAAGAAAUAACCACAAGGGAAGGCACUGGGCAGAGGGGAGGGUGGCUAGACUUGUGAGCCACUUGCAGUGCAACAGGGCUUGAACAUAGACCUCAACGUCUCUUCGCAGCCCUGUGGACGGCGCGUGCGGUGGCGUUUCGGUAACGGUGCGAGAUCGCGCCCAAGUGCUCUUCUUUGGCGCUCGGCAGCCUCCAAGGGCUUCCGCGUUCGCCCGUUACCACUUCUCCUGUAAUUCGCCAAAAAGCAGAAUGUUGAGCUAAGGCAUGCUUCUGGUGUGAACCAUCUAUUUUGAUAUUGUCGACUUUUUUUUUGAACAAUUAUGCAAGUCUUGCCUUCGUCACAGUGCGUCUUGUUUCGUGAAAACGUGUAGAGUCUCCUAGUCGAUAUUUAAGUGGACUUGUGAGGGUUUUGAACGAACUGAACAAAGACCUCUGUGGUGUUGGGAGAUUUUACACCUACUGCCCCACUCAUUAUCCCACCAGAUACUACAGUUUGCCGUCAGGUGUCAGCAAGACCCAGAGAGUCCCUUCUUUUUAAUAUUGGAUGAACCCCAGCAGUAUGAUUAUUUCAUAUGUAGCCUCACAUUGUGAGCCUCCCUACACAUUCCAAAUGUGUGUGUGUGUAUGUACAUAUUUACUAUUUAUAAGGCCUGUCUGUGUGCGCAUCAGAAAUCUUAACACAAGCUUGAGAUUCGCUACAGUAGAAAAUGAGGCAGCAGAAAUGCGCACAGCUUUGGGUCGGAGUGAGUGUCACAUUCCUUCGGAGUGCGGUGUGGACAGUCCUGUAAGAGGGCGGAGGCUUUGUGCCACCCCCCCCAGUUUGGCUCAGAUAAAAAUGUAAAACAUUUCACUUGUGUAUUCCACUUAACUGUUAUGCCCUUGGGCUUCUCAUACGUUUGUGUGUUCGAAGGAACCAAAGAUGCCUCCAGCCUUGUUCAAAUGCUGCUCCCAUCCCACCCCAUCCCCUCACCUCAGCCCCUAAGUCUGCCUUCCUCUGUCCUUCCAGAAGCACACCUGCAGGAGAAACCUUUCUUUUUGUAAGCUGACUUCCAUAAACAUUAGAAUUUUUUUUUCUGUUAAUAAAUUCAUGUCAAAGACCUGUUGUUGUAGUCUGAGAAACCUCAUAGCACUUCAGAUGGUUGAAGAACUGGCUGUAUGUCCUUUUUUUUUUUUUUUUUUUUUCCCCUAGUUUGUCAUUCUUUAAUGCCCCAUAGUGUGCCUCUGAGAUCUAUGGGUUUCUUAAUGUUUUUCCUAAUGACCAGCAGUGAUAUUUUAUGUAAAGUGAUGCAUUUAUUUUUUUUUUUUUUUUUUUUUUUUGUGUAUAUGAAGCCUUGUUUCAUUACUCUUGACCCAGUAGCUUCACUGGCAAACAAUCGCACUGAUAGUUACAAUAAGUAAUGGAAACAAGACUUACAAUAAAUGUUUGAACCUUUUGUAUAAAAAAAAAUAAAAAUAAAAAAAAGGGGGGGGGAGAGACAUUUUCUACAUAAAAGUUUAUUCUUUUCAAAGAAAAUUUUUGAUCUAGUUUGUAAAUUAUUUUAAUGCUUUUCUAAGUUCUGAAACAAUGUGUUGGAAUGCUUCCAGCUAUGUCAUGAGCUGGGGAUUAGAUGGGCUUAAUGGUUACCUGGUGUAGCCCAAAGUGCUCAUCUUUUUUAAUUUUUUUUUUUUUGUUUCCUUUAUCUGCUUAGUUCUUUGCAACAGAUUGAGCAAACAAAUGGACAAAUAAGAAUACAUUACCCUGUAGAAAUAGAUUAUUCAUUUUGGAACUCGGAAUGGACAUUUCAAUGUGAUAAUUUUAAAAAUGAAAAGAAAAAAAGGAGGUAUAUCCUUCCAUAUGGAUGACUUGUCUGUGGAUAUGUGACUUAUGGCUGUGGAAAUGCUAUUGUAGUUUCAAACACUAUUGUUAUUGCAUUUUUAAAUCAUUUACCCAAUAAAAGUUUAAGUUAAAGCCAAU